Colletotrichum graminicola M1.001 is the source of this 330-nucleotide messenger RNA. RefSeq lists its product as uncharacterized. Bases 1 to 330 code for a protein of 109 amino acids. Lineage: Eukaryota; Fungi; Ascomycota; Sordariomycetes; Glomerellales; Glomerellaceae. The record is from RefSeq and is a predicted model, not a curated record. The transcript has a single exon.
AUGCUUAGCUUCAUCGAUAAGGACGAGAUCAAGAAACUUCUGCAUCAUGCCAUAAGUCGAGCUCUCAAGAGCACUGAAGACUCAAGAGUGGGUGAAGCUAGUGUGCUCACCAAUCAAGACGGUUCUGAACCCCCAUUGCCAGAAAUCCCGCAAGUCCAACUGGUGCCGAGAAGCGAUGGGAGCGGCAAAAGCACCGGCGUGGUGUUCAUCAUUCCCCCAGAAAUGGCUCCCGUAGUUACCGUCUACACCCCGUCGAUUUAUCAUAGCUCGCUGGACGUAAGCGAUGUACUCCUCGGAGGCAUUGAACAGCAGACUACCGCGUCCGCAUGA